This is a messenger RNA of Canis lupus familiaris (dog), 3242 nucleotides long. It is a transcript of the gene SNPH, whose product is annotated as syntaphilin. The transcript is spliced from 7 exons. NCBI's taxonomy places the organism in Eukaryota, Metazoa, Chordata, Mammalia, Carnivora, Canidae. The coding region runs from base 832 to 2448 and encodes 538 amino acids. Gene Ontology annotation, biological process: neuron differentiation. Gene Ontology annotation, cellular component: cytoplasmic microtubule; mitochondrion. The record is from RefSeq and is a predicted model, not a curated record.
CACUGGCUGGUCCCUUCCAUCCACCUCAUCCUCCCGUCCCCUCCCUCCCGGCAGCCCCAGCCCCGGCGAGCCGCCUCCAGCAGGGGCUCCGGAGAGCAGGUCGGCGGCCUGGGCAGGGCAGCCGAAGCCAUGGAAGCCUCCGCAGGUUGCUGAUCCGGGCCAGACAGCUGCAGCCGCGACUGCAGAGGCGCUGCGCCAAGCGGGGCCGGAGCGGUGCGAGCCGGCAGGCUGCGGAGCGCCGGUGGACACAGGGGUGGGAGCUGAAACCCAGGAGCCCUAAUAAUGGAAGGAGAAGAAAGCAUUAAUUGGAAGUCCAUCAUUUCAUGAACAGCGCAGAAUCAGAGAAUGUCGGAUUCAGAGACAGGAAGCCCCCAAGCCACACGCCAACGGGCGCUCUGGGAAGGUGACGUCGAGACUAGCCCAGCCUCACUUGGGGUUCCUGGUCCUGCUCCAGGAGUCCUCCAACCAGCAGCCCCCGCCAAGGAGGGAGGACUGUCCAGCGCAGGGUGGGGUCCGAGUAAGGGAUCGGAGGGCCUGGCCUGUAGCAUAGAGGACUCAGUGCUGCACUGGGGGUCAGGAGGCCCUGCCUCGAUGCCCAUGUGACCUUGGGUGAGGCCCUUGAGCUCUUGCUCCACAUUCAAUCAUCUGGAGAACACGGGGUCGGAUCUAUGAUUUCUGGCUGCCCCUGAGGCUCUGACGAUCGAUCAAGGUCUUAAGUCAGGUGGCAAGAGUGUGCUAACUUCGUUGGUGGAGGCAGCUGCAGCUAGCGCCUGGCCUACCAGGCCCUCGCUCAGUCCUGGGGUGUCCUGCCAGAGGGUGAGAGGAGGAGCCAUGCCAGGCAGCGGCCCCAACGAGAGGAUGACGUGGCCUGGUCCGGCCCUCCCCGCGGCACCCCCAACGCGCCCUCUCUCCUCAGCCCCGGGGACACCACCCAUCCCGCCCCUCACCCGGACCCGCAGCCUCAUGGCCAUGUCCCUGCCGGGCAGUAGACGGGCCUCUGCUGGAUCCCGCAGGCGCACCUCUCCGCCCGUGAGCGUGCGGGACGCCUACGGCACCUCCUCUCUCAGCAGCAGCAGCAACUCCGGCUCCUGCAAGGGCAGCGACAGCAGCCCCACGCCCAGACGCUCCAUGAAGUACACACUGUGCAGCGACAACCAUGGCGUCAAGCCCCCCACCCCGGAGCAGUACCUGACCCCCCUGCAGCAGAAGGAGGUGUGCAUCCGGCACCUGAAGGCCCGGCUGAAGGACACACAGGACCGGCUCCAGGACCGAGACACUGAGAUCGACGACCUCAAGAUGCAGCUGUCUCGCAUGCAGGAGGACUGGAUUGAGGAGGAGUGCCACCGCGUGGAGGCCCAGCUGGCCCUGAAGGAGGCUCGCAAGGAGAUCAAGCAGCUCAAGCAGGUCAUUGACACGGUCAAGAACAACCUGAUCGAUAAGGACAAAGGGCUGCAGAAGUACUUCGUGGACAUCAACAUCCAGAACAAGAAGCUGGAGACACUGCUGCACAGUAUGGAAGUGGCCCAGAAUGGCGCCACCAAGGAGGAUGGUGCCGGGGAGUCGGCUGGCGGGUCCCCCGCCCGCUCCCUCACCCGCAGCUCCACCUACACCAAGCUGAGCGACCCGGCUGUCUGCGGUGACCGCCCCCCCGGUGACCACCCUGGGGCCUCUGCCGAGGAUGGGGUCGACAGUGGCUUCGCCGUGACCGACGACACCCUGAGCCGGACGGACGUGCUGGAGGCCAGCAGCCUGCUGUCAUCAGGGGUGGACUGCGGCCCCGAGGAGGGCUCGCUGCACAGCAGCCUCAGCCUGGGUCCCCGCUUCCCUGCCAGCAACACCUAUGAGAAGCUGCUGUGUGGCCUGGAAGCCGGCGUGCAGGCCAGCUGCAUGCAGGAGCAAGCCAUCCAGACAGACUUCGUGCAGUACCAGCCGGACAUGGACACCAUCCUGGAGAAAGUGACCAAGGCCCAGGCCUGCGGGGCAAUCCCUGAUGCCGGGGACAGGUGCCCGGAGCUGGAGCCCCGCCCCCCGGGGCCCAAAGACCCUGACUUGGCGGUGGUUGUGACGGUGGGUGACGAGCUUGAGGCCCCGGAGCCUGUCACCCGAGGGCCGAGCCCACACCGGCCCAGUGCCAACCCCAGCCCCAGCCUGUCGGUGAGUGUGGCAUGCCCCGUGGAAGAGGAGGAGGAGGCGGCCGCGGCUGAGAAGGAGCCCAAGAGCUACUGGAGCCGCCACUACAUCGUGGAUCUGCUGGCUGUGGUGGUACCAGCUGUGCCCACGGUGGCCUGGCUCUGCCGCUCACAGCGGCGCCAGGGUCAGCCCAUCUACAACAUCAGCUCCCUGCUGCGGGGCUGCUGCACGGUGGCCUUGCACUCCAUCCGCAGGAUCAGCUGCCGCUCGCUGAGCCAGCAGGGCCCGGGCCAGGCGGGCGGCGGCUCCCAGCUGUGAGCAGUGCGCCACCUUCCCUCCCGCCCUCCUGGCCCCGGCCUGGCUCCGGCGGCCUGACCACUGAUUGUAGGGGUGCCGCUCUCCCUCCCACUCCUUCCCCGGGGCCUCCUCUUAUUUAUUUAGUUUUGGGUUUGGAAGUGGCUUUUUCAGGAAUUGAACAGUGUUGGGGGGCCGGGAGUCAGAGUUGGGGGAAGGCACCCCAAAACUGUGACAGGAGAAAAGGGAAGAGAGACCAAAGGUGGGGAGGCACACAGGUGGGACACGCUGCAGAGAGAGGAGGUGGGGAGGCCCCCCCAACCUGGCCCUGUCUGUCUGGACCUUCACUGCCCCUGCCCUGGAAAGUCUCUGGUGUGUUGGUCUGGGGAGGCUGGCCUGAGGCGCCCGUGGGAGCCUCCCCGCCCCUGCCCCGUCCCGUCCCCGUCCGGUCACCUGCCCACCCACGCCUUCUCUCAAGCCACCCCUUGCCCUCAGUCCUGCCUUCCAGGCCAGUAUUAUCUCCUCACGGGGAGGCAGCUGCCGCCCAGAGCACAGGCAACCGGCCCAGGACUCUGAGCAGGGUCGGCAACCCUGGGCCUGGGCUGCAGUUCCAGCACCUUCGGGCUGCUCCCUGCCUCGGGAUUCAGAACCGUGGUCAGGCCACAGGCGUGGGCCGGAGCAAAGGUGGCGACGGGCAAGAGGUAGCAGAGCACAGCGUGGGUUCUGUGUCUGUUUGUGCUAGACCUUCCCUGGGAUCCAUUCCCUUCUCGGCACUUCCAGCUGCGUCAGAUCACUGUUCCCGUGAGAGCUGGGGGAGG